UGUGUAGCUGGUGGGCGCAACACAUUUUCUUGAAUCCGGGUCCGGCGUGCCGACGACACCGAUGCCUGCGUGCCCACGGACUGAUCACAGGGCUUUUACCCGAACAGCACUGAAUGGUAGCAGCUGAGAGACGGGUGCGGAGCAAGGGCGGCCAAACCCGGAGGAUUUCUCACGGCUCACGGACUAGAAUGCACUUCUAUAUGUAUCCCCAUGAACGGAUGACAACCUCCAAACAAACCUACACUGAAAACUUUCAGCUCUGCAUCUGACGCGGGGGUGUUAUUGACAUUUUUUAUCAGUCAGGUCCAAGAGCAGACAUCAUGCAGGUGCAAACUGUGGGCUAACGUUACUGAAAUGACUUGCUCGGCGCUGACGCGUUUCAUUGUACCAUGCCAGCCCCGCAUUGUCAGAUGCCAUUUUACUCUGCGUUACCCCAGCGUCUGGACUUCCAACAUACUGGGCCUGUUGUGUAAUUAGAAGUCUGUGAGUGAGGCAGUGGCAAACGAGCUGGUGCAAUGAGAAGCUACGUUGUCCAAGGCAUUGUGCGCAAUUUGUGCUGAAGCUUAUGGGUCCUGCGUACUCCAGCUCCCGGCUUCCACUUGGAGAGGUGUGCUGCGGGGCUACAGCGCACUGGCUGUCAGCUUCACAUCUGGACCGCCUGGAUACUGUCAUCUGCGGCCUGCUCGGACUGUGCACUCCCUGAACUUGUAUGUCUGAGUGGGAAAACUUAUUGACAUCGCCUCGGAUGGUGUCGUGUUAGGGGAAGGGGUGAAUAUUUGACAGGGAACUUGACGUUAUCGGUGAUCCGCUGGGAACACCGUUGUCCAAAGCUGGACUGGCUGACUACUCAAGGAAAAAACGCUUGUCAAGCUAUGGAUUUUGCGUAGCGAAGUCACGCAUUUUUAAAGGCAACGCUAGGGUGACAUUGCAGUCUUCUCACCACAUCGGUUAUUUCGUCGUCCGACAAAAAAAUCAAAGAGUGAAAGUGGAGUAUUGUCCGUCAUACGCAUCAACGCAGUGGGAUUUCUACGUCUGGUCGGCGUUCCCCCCCACCCUUCCCGCGGUGACGGUUAUGGGUCGGAAGCGGUGUGUCGGUGCAGAUUGUUCCAAGAUGGCGGCCGGGUGCUGCGGGGUGAAGAAGCAGAAACUGUCGGGAUCGCCCGGGUCGGGGGGUCCCGGCGGGGUGGGGGCGGGAAGCGGGGUGGCAGGAACCGGACAUUGUGGAUCGGAGUUAGGGAUUGGCUCCUCGGCGACUGUUGCAGCAGCGGCGGCCAACGCGAGCAGAGCCAACGGCCUGGGGGGACCCGGGGGUAACGUUAGCGGCGGCGGCAGCAGCAGUGGCAGUAGCGGGACGAACGCUCUGUCCCCAGCCCCAGCCGGUUACACUUCAUCCGGCCUUUCCCCGAAUCUUAGCCCGGGACCUGGCUCGGGAAGUGGGGGCAGAAAAAUGGUCGUCUCCGCGGAGAUGUGCUGCUUCUGUUUCGACGUGCUUUAUUGCCAUCUGUACGGAUACCAACCUCCGAGAACACCCAGGUUUACAAACGAUCCCUACCCGCUGUUUGUCACAUGGAAAAUAGGCAGAGACAAGCGGUUGAGGGGUUGUAUAGGUACAUUUUCUGCCAUGAAUCUGCACUCAGGACUCAGGGAGUACACCCUUACCAGUGCCCUUAAAGACAGCCGCUUCCCCCCCAUGACAAGGGAUGAGCUGCCUCGCCUCUUCUGCUCAGUGUCUCUUCUCACCAACUUUGAAGACGUCGGUGAUUACCUUGACUGGGAGGUGGGUGUUCACGGUAUUAGGAUAGAGUUUUUCAAUGAAAAAGGAUCAAAGCGCACCGCCACCUACCUACCAGAGGUUGCAAAGGAGCAAGGUUGGGACCACAUUCAAACCAUAGAUUCCUUAUUACGAAAGGGAGGUUACAAAGCUCCCAUCACAAAUGACUUCAGGAAGACCAUUAAGUUAACCAGAUCAGAUCCAGGCUCACAGAUGUAUGGGUGUAUUAGAGAAGUUGACAUUUUGCCUAAAGAACGAGAAAGAUGUGAAAUCCUGAAACGACUGUAUGUAGGAGGCAGCUUCCAGAAAAUAACCAAUCAUAACAGAGUGGGCUCAUCGGGAGAUGGGCUUUAUAUCAGCCAGGUUAAAAUAAAUGACUUAUUUAACUGUAAGUCAAAGAUAUCUUAGUAUAGUCUAAUUUAAAUACAGAGCUACAAAUGUGCCUGAAACAUCCCCUUUAAGAGAAAAAAAUCCUUAAGACUGUUUGUUGUUCUGACCGAAGCUUCCAAAGUCUAGUAUUGACUCAUUCAUGUUAAACUAACUUCAGCCACACAGGGUCACAGCAUGUGCUCACUGUGGCUGAUAAUAGCUCCAACCCCCCCCCCCCCACAGGACACGACGGGGUCAGCUACCCUUCACCGACAUGUCUGUUCUCAUUUCUAGGUACCGUAGCGAGAAGAUGACAAUGGGUUAUGCAGAGUACAUUGCCCACCGCCAGCACCAUCACUACCAGAAUGGCAUUGGGCACCCUCUACCACCCUACAACCAUUAUUCCUGACAGCGAGCCGCAUGACCAAUCAUUGGACCUCUCUGCGGACCUUUUCCCAGGAGAGCCUGCCCCCUCCUGGUCUAGCUAUUUCUACUACUGUACCAUUUUAUGAUGAUAGUUUCCGUUGCCAUGCUGGCCGUCUCCCAGACGUUGACAUGGCAACGGGUGGCAACGAAGCAUCAUUUGAUAAUGGGAAGAGAUCCACAUUUUUCGUUUUCUUUGCCUGUGGUUAAGUUUUUGCAGCAUAUGUAUACUUCUAUCUAUAACCCCCUUCAUUCAUAUUUUUUGAAAAAUUUAACAAAUAUUAGAUUUUAUUAAUCUUUUAAGCAAACCUAAUCAGGUGUUUGAUUCUGUGGAUGGAAGGAAGUCUCUUACAGUGGAUUAGUCUUGCGCUUUAUAUUGUUUAGGCUUUGCUACAAUUUUACAUUUACUAAGAAAAUUCGUUAUUUUUUUCUUUCCUCUUUUUCUUUAUCUUACUAUCCAGACAUUACGUAUACCAUGUAGCAAGGCAACUGCAGUUCUCAAAGGCUGUGUCGUCUCUAUUCUGAUUCCUCUCAAAAAAAAGGUCGACUGUUGAGGUUGUUUUAGCCUUGUAAACUGUAGUGUUGUAGUUGGAACUAUAUAUACUGGGAUCUGUAUACUCCAAAGUAUAGAUUGUAGGAUUGUGAUGCCCUUUGACCAGCCCUCGCUGGUUGUCUUUAUUGUUUGAGCUCACAAUCGUGUGUGUGUAUGUGUGUAUUUCUGUGUGUGGAUAUAGACAUUGGUCUGCCAUGAGAUGAAAAACCAGUAGAGUAAAUUAGUAAUUGGAUUGAACCUAAAGAUUCCCUAAGAACAUUUUUUUGGACCCCCCCCCCCCCCACCCUCGCUCCCCUCUGAGUAUUUGUAGUGUUUUUGUGGUUGAACCUGUAAAUCUUGAACUGCGUAUGUUUGGCUAGAGUUCACGGCGGCGUUCCCUCUUUACUCUUUUAGUUUUUCUGGUUCAACUUUUUUUCCAAAUAUAUGGUAACUGCGGAGGAAGCCAUUUUGUCUGAGGAUAAUCACAUCUGUGCAGGUGAUUUGUUAACUGCGUUUGUAAAAUAAAUGGGCUACGAGUGGGUCCGAUCUCCCUGCAUUGAAGAGGGGGAGCAGUUGUAACUACAGGUCCCUAGAAGAAGUUUAAAAAAAAAAAAAAUGCAUGCUUUCAAAUGUGUGUUGGUUUCUGAGUUCACUGGCAGGGAGUCACUCGACAGGGACAUGCUAUAACUACUUAAAGCCAUAUUCUCUUUUUAUUCCACACUUUGUAAGAGUGGUCAGUUGUUUGGCUUGAAGUGUUUGCAUUCGAUGCCACUAAACAUUUUGGAGGGGGUGUUCAUCCUCUGAAUGCAGACGUAAACCAGCCAGCCACAGGCGAAGGCUGCAUCACUGAAUACUCGUCGAGCUCGGCGGUUUCAGCCAUCUGUCUGAUGUCUCGUGAAUAUUGCCUGCGUCUUGUGGAAUCAUUGUCUUGCCCUUUUCAGAUUAAUAGCUAACCAUUGUCACUUGUCCACAACGUAUGAUGUAUUAAAA
Scomber japonicus (chub mackerel) is the source of this 4085-nucleotide messenger RNA. RefSeq names its product AMMECR nuclear protein 1 (gene ammecr1). Lineage: Eukaryota; Metazoa; Chordata; Actinopteri; Scombriformes; Scombridae. The transcript is spliced from 6 exons. The record is from RefSeq and is a predicted model, not a curated record. Bases 1073 to 2179 code for a protein of 368 amino acids.